Messenger RNA from Camponotus floridanus (Florida carpenter ant), 4924 nucleotides. Its product is annotated as sentrin-specific protease 7-like. NCBI's taxonomy places the organism in Eukaryota, Metazoa, Arthropoda, Insecta, Hymenoptera, Formicidae. The coding region runs from base 639 to 4820 and encodes 1393 amino acids. The transcript has 20 exons. Gene Ontology annotation, biological process: protein desumoylation. The record is from RefSeq and is a predicted model, not a curated record. Gene Ontology annotation, molecular function: SUMO-specific endopeptidase activity. Gene Ontology annotation, cellular component: cytoplasm; nucleus.
CCACCUCGCUGGUUCGUCCGUCCGUCGAUCGCAGUGGUCGCAGCGCGAUUCGUACAAGUGGAUACGUAAUGGCGAAUUAUAGUUGUUAUUUACUCGCGCCGCACACAGCGAAGUGAGGGAGCGGAGAGAAGCGAAUCGAAGAACUGUUCACGGUGCGUCAUAUCAAACUCAGUCUCGCGUGUCGGUGAAACUGUAUACGCGAACGAUCGUGAGUAUCGCUGUUGUAUAUGUUGAUUCCUGGGAUCGAGACGGUUAUCCAAGCGCGUGCACGAAGUGAGAUCGAGAGGGAUCGUCCGCCCCCCGUACAACGCCGUACGUGUCUUGUAGGCGCGCGGAGGACGAGCCACGUGUUGUUUCGCGAUCUCGAGCUGUCGCGUCGACCGUUCGCAUUUCCGCGAGAUAAGCUCUACCGGCCUUCGGCGACUAAUCCCCCGUAAUCCACGCGACAAGGUUAUGAGAGUUUUCCGCAACGGAAGAUCCCGCGACUGAUCCCUCGAUUUGAUCGUUUUACCGCACAAAUUCUAGCAGAUAUGAUAUUGAUGGAUUGGUCUAUCUCACUGUAUUAGCGACAAUCCAAUCCUGAUCUUUAUUAAUUGAGAAAAGAUCAUAUAAUUGCCAGCGGUUAAGUGUUGAAUAAUAUGGCACAAUAUUUUAAUGUUGUGACGAGUCCCAGCGGUACUUUUACAUUUGAGGAAGUACCGAGAUUCUGCGGGCAACGGGUUUUAGUUGUUGAAGACGUUAAUAACAGCGGUAAUGGUUCACAACAGGUUGUGACUUAUGCUGCACCACAAAACAGGCAGGCAAUAUUCUCCCCGCAAACUAUUAAUUUAGGGAAUCAAAUAGCUGCAACACGAUUGGAGCAAGGGCAAAAUGUUUUUAUAAUCAAAACAAAUGACAUUGCUACAACACAGGCCAUAUUAAAAUCUAAUACGGUGAAUGCACAUGUUGUUAAUGAAAAUAUAGUAAGCAUUGCAGAUAAUACAGGUACUAAAACGGAAUGUAAUAAUGAAGGGCAACAAGUACAGUGGAUAAAAAUGCAAAAUGCUACAACGACAAAACAAACGUUGCAAGAAAAAGAUUCAACUGCCGUUAUAACUAAAAAUAACGUACAAAAUAACAUUGCAUCACCACCACCUCUUUAUGUAAAUUCUGGGCAAACAGAAAAAAAACUAGCCAAAUCUUAUAAUAAAAAUCAACAGUUGUCCAAUAACGUACAGACAGGUGCAACAUCUCAAACUCCAGAUGGAGCAAAUGCAAGAAUUACAUCAGAAAAUAGAAUUCAAAAUUCUACUGUGGUAGGAAAUUCCAAAUUUGCGAUGCCCAUCUCCAACAAAGCUGUCAAUUCACUGGGACAGACUGUAACUGUAAGACCAAUUCGUGCUUCUAUUCGUGCUUCUGAUCUGAAUACGUUACGGCCCGUAGCUAUAGUUCCUCCCGAAAUCUCUAAAACACCAACAAGGAUACAACCUCCUGAUAUGGAGCAUUUGAAUGAACAAAUCAAGCAAGCCAAGAAGCAAAUGCAAUUACAGAGACAGCCUGUCGAGAAAUUAAGGUUUCAACAAAAUAACGCACAACGACAACAUUCUAAUAUUGCGCAGCAUCCAGUUCAAAAUUCGUCGAAUAAUCCCGCGCGUCGCUUGACCCUUGCCUCGUCUGCAAAUUCUGUGCAACAAAGAACGCAGCAAAUUUCGAUCCCUUCGCAAAAGCAACAAAUGCAACAAAAAUCAUCCAUGGUAACGUCGCCUCCCUCUUCAGCUGAACAUAAUAUGCACGUUAGUAGUACUAGUAUGGAAGUCGAUCCUCUGGAAUGCGUGCAGGAGAAGAUACAUGUGAUACAACAGGUUUCUUCGCCACAAUCGGAACACGAAAAUAAUUCAAAUGAGAGCGUUGCUUAUCUUCAAAAAAUUAUUAAUGAUCCAUCAACUGCCAUAGUUCAACAUCAAAUUAAAGGAAAUGAAGCAAAAAUGUUAGUAAUAUUAGCUAGUGGAGAACAGAGAUUAAUCACGUUUGAGAUACCAAACGAGGACUGCACUGUACACGACCUAUUGGAUCAGGUACGUGCAGUCUUGGGUCAGAUAAACAUUUCAUUCUCUGGUAAACCAACAGUUUCCUUGGUAGAUGAUCCCACAUUGGGUAUAAAUUAUAUAGUGGAAGAAUGUGUUGGAACACUUAUAUCUUUUGAUGGCAAUGAUCAUAGUGAUUGUAAUUCUGUUCAAGAAGUUGUAAGCUCUACUACAACCACCGAAAAUUUAUCACAAAAUACCAAUGUAUCAGAUGAAAACAGUAAUGCAUCUUUAUCAGCUGAGGAGCCUAUUUACGUCAAAGGAAUGCUUGCUCUCUGUCCACACUGCGGCUACAGUUCACUCCACUUCAACCGAUGUGAACGAUGUAAUACAAAAUUAAAUGAGGAAGUCAAGUCGAUACCUAUAGCAAAAAGGAAGGAGAUUGGGCUGCCUGUCGAUAUAUUCUAUAAAAAAAAUAAUGAAAGAAAUGCCAUAAAAAUAGAGAAAAUGGAGCAAGAUGGUCCUAUAUCCAAGCGUCUCAAAGGAAAGGGUAGAGCUAAACCAAAGCCUAUUCAUAAAGAGCCAGAAUGUUUGACAAUAUCCUCUGACGAAGAAGAGGAAAGUAGAAGUAAAAAAAUUGAAAGCAUUAAUAAUAAUCCACCAUUAAGCAACACAAGUAACGCUUUUAACGAAGAUAUGGACACGAUUCUGGAAAAAGAACCAGUAAUUACAAACAAUUCUAUUUUUAAUUCAUAUAAUGAUUAUAUGGUGCAUAAGGAAAUAAGCAGUAAAGGGAUAUGUGAUAAUCAGAGCUUUUCAGAUAAUGAACAAUUACCACAGGUUGCUAUAGAAUGUCGAACGGUCAGAAUAGGUUCUUAUAAAUAUAUUCCUCGGGAAAACGUAGUGAUUUCCCAUAGUGGUGUAAGAUUUAGUGUACCUUUAUUAGAAGAUGCUACAAGUUUUGUUACUCUGGAUGUGAAAUAUAAAGAUAUAGUCAAACUACUGAUUCAUUCUGGAAAGACAAUGCCGGUAUUAUUCUUUUAUACAUCUCCAAGUGCAGCCGCCAGGAUACGCGAGUUAUUAGGAAUGCAAGAUCCAAAAGGACCAUAUUAUGAUCCUGCUGGAAAAAAUCAUACACAUAGACGUAUUACAUUAUUGUCAGACAAAUUACCAGACGAUUCGAAGUCCAAAUUAACGACUUUAUUUUCACGUGGAAAUAAAAUGGACGAUUUGAAUCCUAAAGAAGCAAAUGAUAUACUUUUACGAGCUUCGCCCAGAGAUAAUCAACAACAGUCGAUUAAUACUACUACACGAAAACAGAGUCAAAGCUCAGUACCAAAUACUGUCAGUGUCAGUGACAGCAUACAAACAAUAACUGUAUAUCCACCACCUCCUGCAAAAGGAGGAAUAGCCAUCAAUACUGAAGAUUAUUUAUGCCUUGCAGAAGAUCAGUUUUUGAACGACGUGAUUAUAGAUUUUUAUUUAAAGUAUCUAACUUUAGAGAUAUUAUCAGAAUCUGAUCAACAUAGGACUCAUGUGUUCAGUUCAUACUUUUAUAAACGUUUGACCAGUCCACAUGCUCAAGCUGCCGAAAGCAUUGUGCCAAUAACGCCUGCCGCCAAACGACACGCAAGAGUACAGAAGUGGACAAAAAAUGUCAACAUAUUUGAGAAAGAUUUUAUUAUAAUUCCUAUCAACGAACAUGCACACUGGUUUUUGGCUAUCAUUUGUUUUCCUGGACUGGUUGGAAAAGUUUCCACAUGUGCUAUGAAAACAAACGAAGAUGAUGUUCAUAAGAUUGUGAAAAAAAGUAAAAGGUUGAAAGAAUUGAAAGCAAAAGCUGUUACAAUUGGUUCUACAACUAUCACUCCUGUACCUACGACCAUAACGAUAGAUCAGCCGGAUGAUGGAUCUGAAAGGGAUGAAGCUGAAGGUGAUGAUGAGGAAAUGGAAAUGGACAGCGACGAAGAGGACGAGAUGGAACAACCAGAAGAAAAUAAAAUCGAAACUCAAGUUAAAAUUGAACAACAAAAAGAAACUAUCAAAAUUCCUUGCAUAUUGAUAUUUGAUUCACUUGCUGGAGCCAGUAGAGCACGAGUAGUCGCUACAUUAAGAGAUUAUUUAACUUGCGAAUAUAUCGCUAAACUUGGUGUAGAAAAGACAUUCUCAAAAGAUACCAUUAAGGGAGCGUGUCCGAAAGUACCUCAGCAAUCAAAUUUUACAGAUUGUGGAUUAUAUGUAUUACAGUAUGUGGAAAGUUUUUUUAAGGAUCCAAUUAAAGAUUAUACUUUGCCAAUUAAAACUUUGAAAUCAUGGUUUGAGGAAAUUAUUGUGACAAGAAAAAGAGAGGAAUUAUCAAAUCUAUUAAUUAAAUUGAUGAACAAUACCAAAGGGGAUAAAACUAUUAGUUUGCCUACUGUAAAUUUCCCCACGCAAGACGGUAAAUUGAAGCCGAAGAGCGAAACUCAGACAGACACAAAAGCAGCAAAGUCAGAAGUAGAGAAUAAGAAAAAGCCUACAAAUCUAGAUACAGAAACACGUAUUGUCUCAUUUAUGGCAGAAAAUACUGAAUCAUCUAAUGAACUUGUUAGUAGUAGAACUUAUAAAAUCAUUCCUUUUUCUCUAAGUUCUAAUUCGACCGAGAGUAAUGCAACGGAAAUGAACUUGACUGAACAAAAAAUUACAAGAUCAUCGAGUGAAACGAUGUCCUAUUUAAAAAAUAAACGAAUUCCUAGGCUAGUAUCAAGAACGCAGAAUCAAGAUGAUUCUCCUGUUACUAAAAAACUCAAAGGAGAGUCUUUUAAUUCCUGUAAAUAAAUGUUUUUUUUUCUACAGUCAUAAGAUUAAUGUUAAUCCACAUUCAUGAAAUAUACGAAAUCAUUUAUUUCAACCUAUAUAAUAAAAUAUGUAGUUAAUUUCUU